AUGGCUGACAGCUUGGAAUUGAGACGAUCUGAUAGACUCAAAGACUUGGAUCCAGUUGAUUACGACGAGGGCAGCGUCAGUGGCUCCCAGCCCGAGUCCGAACCCAAGCCUGCGUAUGGGAAACGGAAAAGGGAAAUAUCAGACGACGGAAGCGAUUAUAGGCCGUCUAGGGAAGGCACGCCGGUCAAUGACACUCCGAAGACUCCAAAACGGAGAGUGAGUCGCAAGUCCGGCAUUACAAACGGUGCACGACAGCGAGCGGUCAAGGCGUCUCGGAACGGAGGUGCCUGUAUUAUAUCAGGCUUAAAGGACAAGUCAGUGCAACAGUGCCAUGUCUUGCCACGCGCCACAGACGCGCGUAUCCUCACGUCCCUGGAGUGGUGGUGGGGCAUCAAAAAAGAAGGCCUCAAUGUAGAUUCUAGCCGCAAUAUGGUUUUCCUUCGUGGCGACCUCCAUGUAUUGUGGGAUCGUGGAGACAUCCUUAUUGCUCCGAUGCCCGACGUGGUGAACAAAUAUAUGGACAAGUACAAGGAUGGUGAAAGACACGACAUCUUGGAGGUCAUCGGCAAGAAGAAGAUCCACAGCGUGCAAUCCGCCAAGGGUUCACCAACGGGUUCCACAAGCUCAAAUUCGUGCCGAGAGCUGUGGGUGAAGGGCCUGGAGGAAUUCUACGAAAGAAUUCACCUCAAAAUCGACGCAUCCCGCUUUGUGGAAAACAUCUUGAGAGUGAACGCGAUGUGGACUGCGCCACCACCGGGAGAGGCACAAUUGGUAAGGAAACAGAAGCUUCCUAUGAACAUUCCGACAGGCGUACCAAGGACGCCUGAACGGCCCAAGGACCGCAAACCGGAGGCCUGCAAGUCCAACGGUGAACAGCGCGUUAACACCCUCAAGUCGCAAGUCGCCCAAUUGGCUCCUACUGGAUCACGGUGCUUGUUGACCAAUCAAGAGGACAGGUCGGUUCAGGGAUGUCACGUUGUUCCGCGAAGAACCGACAACCGUUUGCGUAAGCGGCUGGCGGCAUGGUGGGGGCUUAAGGAUUUCGACAUCGACACGCCUUUCAACCUCUUCUUGCUAAGGGCUGAUAUCCACUCCUUGUGGGACAAAGGACAUAUCAUAUUCGUGCCUGAACCUCAAAUCCUCGACGAGUAUCGCGCACAAUCUAGAUUUCCCAUCGUUGUAGGGGCGCCGCUGGACAAACCAUUUAGAGUGUGCAAUGGCCCCCUUUACAAAUAUUGCGUCAUCGCACAUCGCGGCCUUCCCCGCUCAGAAGAAGACAGUGAUUUUCCGAGGGCCCUCGACACCGUGGGCUGCGUGGUAUCCCGCGUUCCUCCUCAAUUCGUCACAUACAACGCCGGUCUGGCGCUAUCGAAGGGUGACGGACCAGAAGGCUUUGAACCAGCUCUAGACGCCUUCUACAAGGAGCACAAUAUCCAAUAUGAAGCGAUCAACGUACUCGCUGAUAUGAAAGGCUUCUUCGACCUAUGGUCAACAGACACAGACGACGCUGCGGAAGAAGCCUUUUGGUUGGACUAG
Postia placenta MAD-698-R-SB12 is the source of this 1536-nucleotide messenger RNA. RefSeq lists its product as hypothetical. The record is from RefSeq and is a predicted model, not a curated record. The transcript has 11 exons. Bases 1 to 1536 code for a protein of 511 amino acids. NCBI's taxonomy places the organism in Eukaryota, Fungi, Basidiomycota, Agaricomycetes, Polyporales, Adustoporiaceae.